GGCAGCGGGCCGCCAUGGCGGAGGAAGAAACUGGCGUUUCAUCUGGGAAAGUCCAUAGCAAACGGAUCUUCCUCAACCACUUGGACUCGUUCAUCGGGAAGCAUACAGGCAAAUACCUAUCUAACUGUAUGGUUGGAGCAUCACUGGAGGCACCAGUAGAAGAUGAAGAACAGAUUGAGGAAGAGACUGAUUCAGUCAAAAGUCUUCCAGUAACCAAAGGGACAUACCAGGUCGUGGGAACACAGGGAAAUCCUGAUGCCCAGAAGCCUGAUUUUGCUUUUGAAACCUUCUCUUUUAAUUCAAGGGACCAACUAUUGGAGUAUCUUCUGGACUGUGACAUCAUCAUCUAUAACAUCAUAGAAACACCUGAGCAAAUUGACGAAGCCUCAUGGACAGUUUCAGCACUGCAUUCAGAGAUAGGAAAUUUCGAAGGCUCAAAGAUAUUCAUUUUAUUGUCAACAAUAAUGACAUGGGGACAGACUAAAUCCACCGAACCUGAUGAUCCACUAACAGAAGAUGACUAUCGUAGAAGAAAGGCCCAUCCAAAUUUUAAGGAUCACCUCAGCCUUGAGAAACUGGUUAUCAAACUUGGAAAAACCAAGAAGCGCAAGUUUACUACAUACGUUGUUGCUUCUGGGCUUGUUUAUGGAAUGGAAGAAAGUGCUUUUCAUUUCUUUUUUAAGGAGGCCUGGCUUGGGUUGAAUCCAGCAGUACCAUGCUUUGGGGCAGGAAAUAAUGUUGUUCCAACCAUUCAUGUCAAAGAUUUAGCUGGAGUGUUACAAAAUAUAAUAGAACGAAAACCAAAAAUGAACUACAUUCUUGCAGUGGAUGACUCAAAGCACAAGUUGAAAGAGAUAGUCAAGUCAAUCAGCAAACUUGGGCCUGGCAAGAUUCAACACCUUCCUGAAGAAGAUGCCCUGCUCAGCCAUGACUUGACGCAAUCAGAUCUGGAUCACUUGAUGGUGAAUCUGACAUUGGAGGCCUUUUUCAUCAAAGAAAACUUCAACAUCCACUGGGUGGCUGAAAAUGGUAUUGUGGAAAACAUCCAGAACCUAAUCAAAGAAUACAAGCAAUCUCGAACACUUCUGCCACUAAAAAUCGCAAUUCUGGGACCUCCUGUGGUGGGGAAAACCUCAGUAGCAGAGAAGCUGGCUAAAAACUACAAGCUGCACCACAUCAAAAUAAAAGAUGUCAUUGAAGAAGCUAUUGCAAAUCUGGAAUUAAAAAGUACACAGCCUGAAAUUGAAGAAACUGAAGAAACUGAGGAAGAAGGUGAUGACACGGGCGUCAAAGAUGCCCAGGACCUCCUCGACCAAGUUAGAGAAAAUAUGGAGCAAAAUGGGGGUCGUCUGGAUGAUGGAUUUGUCCUCAAGUUUGUGAAGGACAAGCUGUCAUCGAUGCCUUGCCAGAACCAGGGUUUUAUUCUCGAUGGUUUUCCUAAGACAUAUCUACAAACCAAGGAACUUUUCAGCGAUUGCAAGGUCGUAAAUAUCAUCCCACUAUUUAAGAAAGGAGUGAAAGAGAAAACAGGGAGCUACAGAUCAACGUUCCCAUUAAGCUGUGCAGUCGAUCAGCACAGCACACCUGUUGCAGCAUUGACUUCAGGUUCCAGAAGUCGCAUAUGUCCUGUAAGCCAACGCAGCUGGCAAGAGAAUCAGAGGGAAUGCUGCUCCAGCCUGGUCAUCUUUGCAUCAGUAAAAGGUGAAAUGCUAGAAAUCUAUUACAGAAAACACAAUAAGUGA
Molecule: messenger RNA, 1742 nt
Organism: Rhincodon typus (whale shark)
Lineage: Eukaryota; Metazoa; Chordata; Chondrichthyes; Orectolobiformes; Rhincodontidae
Gene: ak7b
Product: adenylate kinase 7b
Exons: 14
Coding region: 15-1742 (575 amino acids)
Biological process (GO): nucleobase-containing compound metabolic process
Cellular component (GO): cytoplasm
Molecular function (GO): ATP binding; AMP kinase activity
Source: RefSeq, a predicted model, not a curated record